AUGGCCGCCUCUCUGCCAUCUUCCAUCGCUGUCCUGCUGCUGUUGCUCUUCCUUCACAGUAGCUUCACUCUUUGCUCCUCGUCCGCCGACGCCACUGGUUCUUCUUCCAAGCCUCAAAAGGCGAAGCUUUUGAUCAGAACAUCGGUCGACAAGGAAGAUGGUGCUGAAAGGGGGCAGAAUCCUGCAGCGCCCAAGAAAAAUCCGAUCUUGGUGGCCAAAAACCAGACCAAGCUCUUGAAGCCCAAGAAAGCCAAUUCCACCGCCACCGCCGCUGCGAGUGCCAAGGUUAAGCUUGGUAAAAGCUUCAAUGCCACCCUCAAAGCCUCGAAUUCAACCAAACUUCUCGAUGCUGCCAAGCUUAGCAAGGCGAAUUCUACAAAAUCGUCCAAGGACAAACUCAAAUCCUCCAAUUCUGCCGCCAAUUCGACCAAAUCUUCCAAAAAAUUAGGUUUUGAUUCGUCCAUUGCUAAAAAUAAGAUCGAAUCCUCCGUCAAGGUGCCCAAGGCGCAACAACCCGCCAAGGAGGCACCGGCGAAGAAGCCGCCGACGGUGAAGGAAAAGGUGAAGACGGCGGCGAAGCAAGGGGCGAAGACGGAGGAGCUAGCCGCCGGGAUGGAGAUGGAGGACGAACUGGACGACGGCACGGAUCUCAUCUCAGACUUCCGGGAGCUCCCCUCUCGCCUGUUCCCAGAUCUAGAGCGCCUCUCCACCACCUCCAAGGCCUACAUCUCCGCCGCCAACAAAGGCAUCGCGGAAGGCGUCAAGCCGUACGUAGGAAAGAGCUUCGCCCCCAAGGUCGCCCCCGUGCUCUCCUCCCUCUUCCUGGUGCCCCCCUUGCUCCUGCUCGCCCUUCUCUUCCGCCGCCUCCGCGCCUACCUCUCCCUCCACCGCCUGCUCCUCUUCACCCAGGCUUACCUCGCCAUCUACUUCGGCACCCUCGCGCUUACCGCCCUCGCGACGGGGCUCGAGCCCCUUCGCUUCUUCUACGCCACCUCGCCGGCCUCCUACACCUGGAUGCAGGCGGCGCAAACGAUGGGCUACCUGAUCUACCUGGUGCUUCAGCUGUCCGAUCUAGUCUCCCUCUUCUCCCGCUUCGAGGACUCCCCCGCCACCUCCUCGCGAUCGCUCGCCCUGGCGCAGAUGGUGAUCGGCCUGGCGGUCGGCAUCCACUACUACGCCGCAGUCUUCCACCGCGCGGUGAACGGCGAGCCGCCGCGGGUCAACUGGCGCGUGCACGGCAUCUACGCCACGUGCUUCCUCGCCAUCUGCACGUGCGCGCGCGCCGAUCGGAGGAAGAAGGCCUACUACGAUUGCGGCGAGGACGGGAAGAAGAAUUAA
Molecule: messenger RNA, 1338 nt
Organism: Zingiber officinale
Lineage: Eukaryota; Viridiplantae; Streptophyta; Magnoliopsida; Zingiberales; Zingiberaceae
Exons: 1
Coding region: 1-1338 (445 amino acids)
Source: RefSeq, a predicted model, not a curated record